Epithele typhae is the source of this 510-nucleotide messenger RNA. RefSeq names its product mitochondrial ATP synthase g subunit-domain-containing protein. The transcript is spliced from 3 exons. The coding region runs from base 1 to 510 and encodes 169 amino acids. Lineage: Eukaryota; Fungi; Basidiomycota; Agaricomycetes; Polyporales; Epitheliaceae. Gene Ontology annotation, biological process: proton motive force-driven ATP synthesis. Gene Ontology annotation, molecular function: proton transmembrane transporter activity. The record is from RefSeq and is a predicted model, not a curated record.
AUGGUGCGCCCCUUCUCCGCCCGCGUGGCGCAGGCCGUCCGCCCUCGCCGCGCGCCCCAGUCCGCCCCUCGUUUCCGCCAGCAGCGCUACGCGUCUUCCGCUCCAAGCACCGAGGAGAUGCAGAAAAAGGCCCAGGAGACCCUCGCCGCCGCCCAGAAGGGUCUUGGUCAGGCGCUUGAGUCGGGCAAGAAGGUCCUGGGCCCUUUGGGCGAGAGGGCAGGCUCCAUGCUCGGAUCCUACCGCGAGCCGGUGAUGUACAACUUCGCCGUCUUUCGCGAGGUCCUCAAGCAUAUCUACGUGGCGGAGCGUCUGCAGUUCCCCGGCAUCGCCCAGUUCCAGUCGGUGUACUCCCAGCUCUUCGCGCAGGCCCGGUCCAUGGAGUUCUGGCGGGGGUUGGUACGGUCAGGUGACCUGACCAAAGUUGGCAUCUACGCGCUCGAGGCGUAUGGUAUCUUCAAGAUUGGGGAGAUCAUCGGCCGUAGAAGUCUGAUCGGGUACAACGUGCAAUAG